GCUUCCUCUGCGCUCACCACCCAAAGCAGCGCCACUUUAACGCAGGGAUCGCCUCAACCAUAAAAGAAAACCAUUUUGCGGUGUGCGUAUCAGAGACCGCUGCUACUGCUCGCUAAAAGCUCUCCCCCUUCCUCCUACCACUCGCCGCCUACUCCGUGCAGUGUAUUCAUAUCUCCCCAAGGAAAGCUUUCCCAGCAAUUGGUGUCAGCAUGUCUCAAUUUCCUCCCGUCUACAUUGUUUCCGCAGCCCGCACGCCCGUCGGCCAGUUCUUAGGCUCGCUCUCUGCUCUCUCUGCGCCGAAGCUUGGCUCGCACGCCAUCAAGGCCGCUGUUGAGCGCGCAGGCAUAAAGCCUGAGGAUGUUGAGGAGGUCUUCUUUGGCAAUGUUCUGUCUGCAAACCUUGGCCAGAACCCAGCUCGACAAUGCGCUUUAGGCGCGGGCCUCUCCGAAGCCACCGUCUGCACAACUGUCAACAAAGUAUGCGCUUCGUCGGUAAAAGCCAUCAUCCUCGGUGCACAAACCAUCAUGACUGGCACUGCGAGCAUUGUCGUCGCUGGUGGUACUGAGUCCAUGUCCAACACCCCGCACUACCUCCCCAAUAUGCGCACAGGCGCCAAGUUUGGCGACCAAUCUCUCGUCGAUGGCCUGCUGAAGGAUGGCUUAACCGACGUGUACAAGAACGAGCAUAUGGGCUUGCAAGGCGAAGAGUGUGCGCAGGAUCAUGGGUUCAACAGAGAACAGCAGGACGAUUACUGCAUACGCAGCUACAAGAAGGCGCAGAAGGCGCAGGAAGCUGGAUGGUUCAGAGAGGAGAUUGCGCCUAUAGAGUUGCCAGGAGUGAGAGGAAAACCAGGUGUUAUCGUGGAUAAGGAUGACGAGCCAAAGAACUUGAAUGAGGAGAAGACGAGGACUCUUCGCCCGAGUUUCAAAAAGGAUGGCACAGUUACAGCGGCUAAUGCGUCUCCUCUCAACGACGGCGCCGCAGCAGUUGUUCUUGCGUCGGAAGAAGAGGUCAAAAAACGUGGACUGAAACCACUGGCAAAGAUUCUCGGCUGGGGUGACGCAGCCCAGAACCCGUCCAAAUUCACUACUGCACCAGCCCUUGCCAUUCCCAAGGCGAUCAAGCACGCCGGCAUUACAGAGGACCAAGUUGAUGCAUACGAAAUCAACGAGGCGUUUAGCGUUGUGGCGCUUGCGAACAUGAAGCUGCUCGGCCUAAGUGAGGACAAAGUCAACUUACAUGGCGGAGCUGUUGCUCUGGGUCACCCCCUCGGCGCCAGCGGAGCCAGAAUUGUCACAACGUUGCUUGGUGUGCUAAGAGAGAAGAAACUGAAAAUUGGAUGCGUCGGUAUCUGUAACGGCGGCGGCGGCGCCAGCGCUUUGGUUGUCGAGAGCUUACAGUAGACAACCGACGUACAAAAUCGCUUGAAGCUGUAGCUAAAUCCCAUAAUUUAAAUGAUCAGACAUGUGAAUGAUAAAUGCUACCUUUCAA
This is a messenger RNA of Verruconis gallopava, 1491 nucleotides long. RefSeq lists its product as uncharacterized. Gene Ontology annotation, molecular function: acetyl-CoA C-acetyltransferase activity. The transcript is spliced from 4 exons. Lineage: Eukaryota; Fungi; Ascomycota; Dothideomycetes; Venturiales; Sympoventuriaceae. The record is from RefSeq and is a predicted model, not a curated record. Gene Ontology annotation, biological process: fatty acid beta-oxidation; ergosterol biosynthetic process. The coding region runs from base 210 to 1403 and encodes 397 amino acids.